This is a messenger RNA of Penicillium daleae, 1434 nucleotides long. Its product is annotated as glycoside hydrolase family 16 protein. The coding region runs from base 1 to 1434 and encodes 477 amino acids. The record is from RefSeq and is a predicted model, not a curated record. The transcript is spliced from 3 exons. Gene Ontology annotation, cellular component: fungal-type cell wall. Gene Ontology annotation, biological process: fungal-type cell wall organization; carbohydrate metabolic process. Gene Ontology annotation, molecular function: glycosyltransferase activity; hydrolase activity, hydrolyzing O-glycosyl compounds. NCBI's taxonomy places the organism in Eukaryota, Fungi, Ascomycota, Eurotiomycetes, Eurotiales, Aspergillaceae.
AUGAAGCUGGCUCUGGGUACCGCCCUGGGCUUGCUCUGCUCAUCUGCUUUGGUGGCAGCCCAGACUUACACAGACUGCAACCCGCUCCAGAAGACUUGCCCUGCAGAUACUGCCCUUGGCAAGUCUGACCAGACCAUCGAUUUCACCUCCGGCUCAUCCUCCCAAUUCGCUGCUUCGGGAGCUGUCACGUACGACAGCACCAACGGGGCUACCUUUACAAUUUCCGAGAAAGGUGACGGUCCCUUGAUCCAGUCAGGCUGGUACAUCAUGUUCGGCAAGGUCGAAUUCACCAUCAAGGCGGCGUCGGGAACGGGUAUUGUCAGCAGUGCCGUGCUGCAGUCGGACGACUUGGACGAGAUCGACUGGGAAUGGCUGGGUGGCAACAAUGCUCAGGUUCAGACCAACUAUUUUGGCAAGGGAGACACCAGCAGCUACAACCGUGGCGCCUAUCAUGAUAACGCCGGAAACCAUGACGAGUUCCACACCUACUCGGUCGACUGGACAAGCUCUCAGAUCGUGUGGGCGAUCGACGGCAAGACGGUUCGCGUGCUCACACCGGCCACUGCGGACACCAACCAGUAUCCGCAGACUCCGAUGAUGAUCAAGGUUGGCGUGUGGGCUGGUGGUGACUCGGACAAUGCCCAGGGAACAAUUGAUUGGGCUGGCGGGUUGACCGACUACAGCAAGGGUCCGUUCACAAUGUACCUCAAGUCGAUGACCGUGACCGACUAUUCGACUGGAACCUCGUACAGCUAUGGUGAUCAGUCGGGCUCGUGGGAGUCUAUCAUUGCGAAUGGAGGAAAGGUCAACGGGAACAGUGUCGAUGAGCCGACCUCCACCCAGUCAGCACCCCUCAUCACGGCAACUGUGGACAGUGUCCCGGUUCCAUGGAGCGGAACCCACCGAGAAACCUCUAGUUUUGUCACCCCCGAUGUCUGGCCCUGGGUUGCCACAGGCUCGCCGACGGCAACCUCCACUGGCCUCCCCAGUGGUUGGGAAUCUGGCUCCAGGCAGAUUCAACCGCCCGGCAGGGGAUCAGUGAGUGAGCACUGCCCUAUUCUUACCAUCACACCCCUUGUAUCAACCACUAAGACCGGUCCCCUUCUCUCACAGUAUACCUCCCGAUCUACCUCAGUGCCCUCGGCUUCCUCGUCGGUUGCCUCUUCCCCUUCUGGGCCUGAGUCGUCUUCCAAGAUGGUGACUCGACACUCGACCACUACUUCGACGAGUACCACCAAGACCAAGCACCAACACUCUGAAUAUACGCAAACACAGACAACCCAGACGAUGACUGACGUGCCAUCUGCCAAGGCGACUUCUUCUCCUACUAUUGCCCCUUCGGUUGGGGGUGGAAUCAGCCUGUACCACGUUCCAACCGCACUGGGCAUGAGCGUCGUUUGUGUGCUGCUCGGCGGCAUCUUUGCGUUGCUCUGA